Molecule: messenger RNA, 537 nt
Organism: Folsomia candida
Lineage: Eukaryota; Metazoa; Arthropoda; Collembola; Entomobryomorpha; Isotomidae
Product: salivary glue protein Sgs-3-like
Exons: 4
Coding region: 1-537 (178 amino acids)
Cellular component (GO): extracellular region
Molecular function (GO): chitin binding
Source: RefSeq, a predicted model, not a curated record
AUGAUGUUUCCAAGAGUAAUUUCCAAAUUAUUUGGAGCAUUGUUCAUUUUUGGCCUAAUAAAUAACUCUGGUGCUCAGACGACAAUUGCAGAAUGCGAGGUAGAUUUUGUCGGACUCCAGAUGGUGGACUGUCCCCCGUGGGAGGAUGGCGCCCCGACCUAUCCGUACAAUUGUCGCAAAUUCAUUGUAUGUACAAAUGGGAAUCCGAUUGUUCCGUGCUGCCCUCCGUUUACAGUGUGGGAUCAAAAUUUACUUGUUUGUAAUCAUGAGAGCGUAACGCCGUGCGUCAUCGUGACGACGACGGAAUAUGCGACCGACUCGACAACCACACCCACGACCACACCUACGACGAUCACGCCCACGACGACCACUCCCACGACGACCACACCCACGACGACCACUCCCACGACGACCACACCCACGACGACCACACCUACAACGACCAGGCAAACUACUACUCCGAGGCCAAUCUACAACGUUACCCCACCCCCCGGCGGUGCGAUCCUGAGCUUGGAACUUUUGUUUCUCUUGCCGUGA